Funneliformis caledonium is the source of this 1353-nucleotide messenger RNA. The record is from the annotation of a GenBank genome assembly. NCBI's taxonomy places the organism in Eukaryota, Fungi, Glomeromycota, Glomeromycetes, Glomerales, Glomeraceae.
AUGUCUGAAAAUUUUCAAAGGAAGGGUACACCUUAUAUUCGCUAUGAACAAAAACGACGUAGGAGCAUCGAGCCUCCUAACGUGCGGGAAACAAUGCUUCGUCCGGGUUCACCAAAGAUCCAUAAUAAUGAUAAAGCGAUUCAAGACAACACCCAGAGUUCCAGUCGUAAAGAACUAAAUACGUCCGCCGGAUUAAAACGUAAAGCCUCAACAUCAGCACUUAUUGAAGCCAAACGUAAGAAGUCAACUGAGGACGAAGUCCUUAAAGAAGGAAGUUUAGAAGCCGAGGAUCCGAAGGAAAUAAUUAAGAAUUUGUUGUUACAAACGGAUGGUUUAAAGGCAGAGUGUAUGUGGAAGGACAGCCAGUUGGAACAACUCAAGGCUGAACUCGCCGAGAAAGUGGAAGAAAUAAAGAAACUCAGAGCAACGAACAGUCUUGCCUGCAUUAUUUGUACGGGAUAUCUGGCAAACCCUUGUACUAUUAAUUGUGGUCAUUCCUUUUGUUACUCUUGUCUACGGGAAUGGCUGGGGACGAAGAGGGAGAAUGUUCCCAAAUGUCCUUCAUGUCGGGCUGAGGUUACAGCUGACCCUGUUCUUUCAUAUGUUUUGAAAGAUCAGGUUGAAUCGUUAGUCGAGCAACUUCCGACUGAGGAAAAACAAGGUGUCCUAGAAACUCUUCAAAAAGAAGAUCAUGUAUAUAAACAAACAACUGAUCAUUGGGCGGGAAUAUUUGAUCACUCAGUUCGUCCAUUACUUGACGAAGAGGAUGGUGUUUUGAGAUGUCCAACCUGUGGAUGGGAAGUGGAGGGUCCUACCUGUGGUAAUUGUGGUCAGCGCAUUGGCAUAGAGGGUAACGACUAUGAUUCUGACUAUAACAAUGAUUCUAACGACGGAGACAAUUCGGAUGUUGAUAGUGAAUCCAAUACGUAUGAUUCCAACGAUUCGUUUAUUAAUGAUGAUGGUUCAGAUGCCGAAAAUUUGAUGAGUGGUCACAAUGACAUUACGGGUGAAGACUCGACGAUAGUCAAUCGAGUGAGUGAAUCAUAUAACACCGAAGAUGACGGAGAUUCACCGUCAUCUAACAACGAUGAUGCUGUACCUCCAUUAUCUCCGUACACGAACGGCACGAAAAUAAAUGAUGAUAGUUCAGUCGAGUCGGAUAAAGAGCCAAAUGAAUCCUAUUGCAUGUCAUUUUCGAGCGACGAUUAUGAAAAAAGGAGCCCAAAUUCCUAUUAUUCAAAUGAAAGUCGCUCAACAACUCCUUUAUCAUGCGAAGAAAAUUAUGGUGACCAUCCUUCUUGUGAGUCAGAUGAUGAACCUUUUCGUGUACGUUCUCGCGCAAAAAAAGGAUGA